This is a messenger RNA of Ectocarpus siliculosus, 1765 nucleotides long. The record is from the annotation of a GenBank genome assembly. NCBI's taxonomy places the organism in Eukaryota, Phaeophyceae, Ectocarpales, Ectocarpaceae.
AUGCGCCUGGUUCGUCCAGUGCUUUGCUCUUUCGCUCGCGCCGGGCAUCGGUUACAGGCUCAGCCAGCAGCUGCAUUCAGAGCAAGCGGAAGCUUCUGUGCCGACCAGACCCGCGGAAGUUCCUUUGUACCGGGAAGGAAACGAGCAGUUGCUCUCACCCCGUGUCUCGCAAAUGCUCCGACAGCUGGACCCCUCCAGGCCUAUGCUAAGCUAGUACUCAAGGGGGAGAUACGGGAAGACAGGCACCAAGUGAAGGCGCUACACUUACUGCAAACGCUGCAUGCGUCUUUGGAAGGCUACCGACCACAGGUUCCGCUUCGCGAACAGCAUCUCGGAUUGUGGUCGUCUGUCCUCAACUCUUUGGGGGGCAACAAUGACGACAACGGCAGCAGCGGUGGCCAUUCUCAGCCAACCGAGAACACCCCGCGAGGCAUUUACAUGCACGGGGGAGUGGGAACAGGGAAGACAUUUAUGAUGGACCUAUUCUUCCAGGAGUCACCCGUAACCUCGAAAAGACGAGUGCAUUUCCUGGACUUCAUGCUAGACGUCCACCAGCGGAUGCACAAGUGUCGGCAAAGAGGCAUCAGCGGAGAAGUCAUGGUCUCGACCGUCACGGAUGAGAUCUUGGAGGAAGGCUGGCUGCUCUGUUUCGACGAGAUGCAGGUGACGGAUAUCGCGGACGCCAUGAUGAUCCGGCAACUGUUUUCCGGCUUGUGGGGGAAGGGGGCGGUUGUCGUGGCCACGUCCAACAGACCCCCGGACCACCUGUACCACAAGGGUCUCCAACGGGCGGCGUUCCUGCCGUUCAUCGAGCAGCUCAAGGAGAGGAGCCACGUGCACUCCCUGGAGGCCUCUCGCACGGACUACCGCCUGCUCAAGGGUGUCGAUUCUGUGAGCAAGGUGUACCUGAGCCCCGACAACGCGAAGAGCCGGGAGGAGUUUGACAACCUGUGGAAGGCCAUCAGCGGUGGGGUUCAAACCGUUCCCGUGAAUUUAAGUGCGCAGGGGCGGUCGGUGAGAAUCCCUCGCGCUGUGAAGGGGGGCCGGGUGGCCAUGAUGACCUUCGACGAGCUGUGCGGUAAGGCCCUCGGAGCUGCGGACUAUACCGCCAUCUCGGAGGCCUUCCACACCUUGUUCGUGCAUGGGGUGCCCAUGAUGAACCUCGUCCACAUCAACCAGGUCAGGAGGCUGAUCACGCUGGUUGACGUCAUGUACGAGCGUGGCGUGAAGUUGGUUUGCCUGGCGGAGGCGCUUCCUCUGGAGCUGUUCGAUCCAGGACCGGGUCGGCGUGAGGAUAUGCCCGACGAGGUGUUUGCCUUCGGGAGAACAGCCUCCAGGCUGACCGAGAUGCAGGGGCAGAAGUACCUCAAGAGAACCUGGAGACCUAGCGAGAACUACUUGGUGCGAUUCACGGGGGAACAGCUGAGCGACGAGGAGUUGGUCAAGAUCUGGGAGGCGUACGAUGUGAACGGGGACGGUCGGAUGGACAGGGAGGAGCUGUCUUUCCUCAUGGAAGAUCUUUGCGAGGCGAAGAACGGCCAUCGGAACGUUCCCACGGAGGCGCUGGACACUACCUUUAAGGCGAUGGACCUGGAGAACGAGGGCUACGUGAGCAACAAGACUUUCAUGAGGUUUGGACGGAGGUUCGGUCUGACCGUGUGGUGGUGAAGAGCCUCGAGUCGCGUAACAGCUCAUGUGCCCUAGGCAGCAUGCGGCGGGAACGGCGGCGGCGGGUUCUCUUGAAAUAUUUAGCGAGAGGGUUGAU